Messenger RNA from Colletotrichum graminicola M1.001, 2382 nucleotides. RefSeq lists its product as uncharacterized. Gene Ontology annotation, molecular function: zinc ion binding; DNA-binding transcription activator activity, RNA polymerase II-specific; RNA polymerase II cis-regulatory region sequence-specific DNA binding. Gene Ontology annotation, biological process: DNA-templated transcription; regulation of transcription by RNA polymerase II. The record is from RefSeq and is a predicted model, not a curated record. Lineage: Eukaryota; Fungi; Ascomycota; Sordariomycetes; Glomerellales; Glomerellaceae. Gene Ontology annotation, cellular component: nucleus. The coding region runs from base 1 to 2382 and encodes 793 amino acids. The transcript is spliced from 4 exons.
AUGUCUCCCUCAGUGGAUGAAGCAGGGAGUCUGUCGCCCACCAACUCUCGUGAUGACGACGAGAACUCGCAGCAUCCCCGCAAGCGCCAGCGGGUACGCCUGAGCUGCCUCGAGUGUCGUCGGAGGAAGCUGUCCUGCGACAGAGGUUACCCGUGCCAGCGGUGUCUGAAGAGCGGCACCCCCGACCGCUGCACCUACGAGACCAAGUCGGGAGUCGUCUUGAACGCGAGCUCCGGUGUCCCGCCUGCCUUUGCCCAGCUCGAUUCACGGAGGAACGGCGAAUUGGUCAUGCCCGGCAAGGAGGCCGACAUGUCCGUCAUUCGCGAGGCAGCCAAGGACCAUGACCGCAUCCGCCGCCUGGAGCUCGAGGUUUCUCAGCUCAAAACCCAGCUCACACGACAGGUCAUGUCUUCAUUCGACGGAAGCACCAUAGCCGGUACGAACUCACCGCACACCCAAAAGGAUGACAUUGGCGAAACUCCCCCGGACCCUUGCGCCAACAACUCGGAACUGCAGUCCUGCUGGCAUCAGUACAGCGAUGGGGACAAGUCGGAGCUCCGAUUCUUCAGAGGCAAGGAAUUCAGGACGCGGUAUUUUGGCCCUCACAACGCCACGAUGGCCUUCAUCGAGUUGACUGGCCUGUGUCCCUUUAUGAAGGAGACGGCCGAUGAGUGGCUGAAGCCGGUCAAGGCACACGACCGCAAAGACCGCAAGAAGCGCAAGGAGGAUCGGGACAAGUUUUACCUUCAGCCCGACCCCCAUCUUGAGUCUCUGCUUCCGCCCAAGGACCACUGCGACGCGCUGGUGGAGGUCUACAUUGACCAAUUUGAGCAGAUGCAUCGCAUCGUUCACAUCCCCACGUUCCGUCGGGAAUACUCACAGUUCUGGGAGAACCCGACCGAAUCACGCUACGCCGCACUCACUGCUCUCGUCUUGGCAAUCUGCGCCGUAACGAACUGCAUCCACACUCAUGAGUCUCUGAGAUUCACGGGCAUGAUUUCCAACGCGCAUGCCGCUGCCGAGAAGUGGAUCAAGGCCGUUGAAGAGUGGCAGAGCCGCCAGAGCAUGAAGCACCGCAAGCUCAUCCACUACCAAAUCGCCUGCCUGUUGUAUCUCAGCAAGCGCGUAAACACGCUGAAGAAGAAGCGCUUCUGGACAAACUCGGGCGCCCUCAUUCAAGAUGGAAUCUCGGUCGGCUUGCACAGGGAGCCCAGCCACAUGUCGGGCAAGAUCUCGGUGUAUAACCAGGAAAUGAGGCGGAGGAUCUGGGCGACGGUCCAGGAGUUUGACAUGCAGGCGUCCUUCGACCACGGCCUGCCCACGUUGGUGAGCCAGCUGCACUACGACGUGCAACCGCCGAGGAAUUUGGACGACGAGGACUUUGACGAGGACACGACGCAGCUGCCCCCGUCCAAGCACGGGAAGGAGUACACGUACUCUUCGUACCAGAACCUGGCCCGUCAGAGCCUGCCCCUGCGUAUGGAGCUGAGCCGGCUUCUCUGCGGACCGCCGGGGGAGAUUGACUACGACCAAGUCAUCCGCUACACGAACGACAUCACGCACGAAAUCGACUCUCUACCCUCCUGGGAACACAACAACAACAACACGCACGGCGGCAAGCGGCCGCUCCUCGCCUACACCCUGCUUCACAUCCAGCUCCGCCAGUACAUCAUCCCCCUGCACCAACCCUUCCUCAAGCUGCGCAAGUCCAACGCCAAGUACCAGUACUCGGAAAUCAUAUACUACAACGCCGCGCGAGACAUUGUCCUCUUGCACGACAAGCUCUACGAGCAAGGCAUCCGCUGCCUCAACUUCCUCCGCGAGGACGCCCUCACGACAGCCGUCAACCUCUGCAGCGUCACCAUGCUGCAGCCGCGCGGCUCGACCAACAUGAUCAUGAUAAACUCGCAGCACACGGUCAAGCUUCUCGAGAAGUGCCUCUCGAUGAAGGAAGACAGGCUCCUCCGGUGCGGCAACACCGAGCCGUGGGGCUACUCCAUCAUGUGCUCGGCACUCGGCCUGCUCGAGGCGCAUCUGGGCACGAAGACCACCGAGCAGGCCAAGGCCUCGUCCGCGGAGCGGUUCGUCAACCUGCACUACAAGCUGCUGGCGAACCAGGAGCCCCCAGUAUCGAGCCAGCCGUCGGAACUCUCCAAGAUUCCCGGCUUGGAGGUCCCAGAGAGAUCAAAGUCGGUCACGCCCUUCUCCUUCCAGGGCUACCCGCCGUCGCAGAACCCCGUCGACGGGCUCCUCCCUCAGCCGCUUCCGUGGAUGUCCGCGUCCAUCGAACCGCAGGCGCAGUCGUUCAAUCCCGACUUUAGUCUUGAAGCUUUGGGAUUGAACUUGAACGAGUUGUGGGGAGAAUCGUGGGACUUUAGCUGA